AUGGCAACUGAAUCAUUGAGUGUCGCAACGACACAGGCCGAUGAGGAUGAGGUGACAACGGCGGAAAAUACGAUUGAUUCGACGUGUGUCGGUCAGCGCACUUCUGAUGAACAUGCCGAUGAACAAGGCUACAAUCGGCACUUCAAAAAGAACGCCAAUACGACCAGCAGUGGCAACAGCCGUUCACCAGCACAGAGUCGCAACGUCGGUUCUCGUGGAUCGCGUGUAAGACAGUACCAGUCAAGAGGAGGGAUGUUCAAUUCUGGACGUUUUGCUCAGACUUCACCACCCUACAUGGGCAGAAUGUAUGGUAUGGCGACGCCCAUGGGCGUGCAAAUGUCUGUCGUCCCACCAUUCCCGGGCGAAUAUUUUGAACCACAGGGAAGCAUGUUUUCUCCUCGUUUCCGUUUUCCACCUCCGUCGCCACUCCGCAACUACAAUGGUCGGAACGGUCCGGAAAGUGGUGGUGUGAGACGUCGGGCGAAAAGUCCUAAUUCUUCGAUGCCGUCCAGCUGCGAGAAUUCAAGUCCGCAGCAAAAUCGUGAAAUGGCCGGAGACCGAGGACGUGAAAGACGAGUAAGGGAGUGUCGCGAGAAUCGAGACGAACAGAAGAGCGCACCGAAGGAAUCGUCGGAAGAGUCGUUGCAAAUGUCUCCUCCUACAAAAACUGAUUCAUCUCGUCGUGAUCACCAGAAAUUCUCUGCGGCCACACCUACGAACGAUCCUCGUUCAUCAGCACCACUUCGCAGUCUUCGUACUGAGUCCGGUCGUGUUACAUAUCCGCUGAUCUACGUUUCACCGGCUGGCUCAAUCUCCGUCAUACUCGCUCAUGCCAUCAUCAUCGAAAUGUCUAUUGAUCGCUGUGUUCGCGUCGUAUGUCACGACAAAUUUGCUGCUUUUAUCAAUGGUCGCGGAACCGCAUCUUGUAUCCUGCAUAAGAAAGCGAGAAUGCUUCACACUCGUGAUAUGGUGUAUACGAAAUUCUGUGGGUUUCCUUAA
Haemonchus placei is the source of this 999-nucleotide messenger RNA. The record is from the annotation of a GenBank genome assembly. Lineage: Eukaryota; Metazoa; Nematoda; Chromadorea; Rhabditida; Trichostrongylidae.